AUGUUUUUAAAAGGAAAAAAAGAAACUAAUUAAGAUAAUUUUAAUCCAGGAGUUGGUCUUUACGAUAUUAUUACUAAAUUAGAUAAACCAGCAACACUUAUGCAUUCCGAUAAACAUGAUAAACAUGGACAUCAUAAAAAAAAUGAAUCAUAUCCAUAAACUGAUUCAUAGCUAUCUUACGAUAAAAAAGUUGAUUUAAAUUAUCCUCUACAUAGUUAUGCAAGUGGAAUUUAAAGAGUUAGAUAAAAUAAAAUUUAUUAAGAACUUAAGAAAUAAGUUAAAUUUAGCAAUAAACCAAAUGAAUUUAACAAUGAAUUCGAUAGUCAAGCGCGUUCCUUUAUUAAAAAGGGAAAGCUUGUUAAACUCUAAAAAUUAUAAAGAACCUCAAAAUUAUCGUUGAAUGACUCCUAAUAACUCCAUCUAGGAACAUAGUCCCCUUUAAAUAAAAAAACUGCAAGUUAAUAAUAUCUAAAACAUCCACCUAAACUUCAAUCAUUAGAAAGUUUAGAAAUCUUUCUAUUAAGAGAUAAACUAUAAAAACCUUAAGAUAUUCCAGGACCUGGCUCUUAUGAAUUGCCAAGUGUUUUUAAAUAAUCAGAAAGCAGAAUUUAACCAUUUGGAAAACAAUAAGGAAGAACUAAAGACACUGAUCAGGAAGCUUCUGUUGGUGUUGGAUAAUAUAAUAUACAAGAUUAAUCUAUUGUUAAAAGUGUCAUAAGGUUUGAUAAAUAUUCUAAAAGGGCUAGCAUUUUUGAAAACAAGUAAAGUUCUCCAACAAAUUACGAUAAUAAUAAUUCAAAUCUUAUCCAUAAUUAAUCCAAACUUAAUCUCGAAUUUCCCAUAGCCUUUGGUUCUACCUCUAAAAGAUGA
Molecule: messenger RNA, 870 nt
Organism: Paramecium sonneborni
Lineage: Eukaryota; Ciliophora; Oligohymenophorea; Peniculida; Parameciidae
Source: the annotation of a GenBank genome assembly